UAACCUUUUUGCGGUUUCCGUAUGAGUUCAUCGGAACCUAAGGGCCGUUCUUGAGAAUCCAGGAUCGUAAUUAUUAUUAUUAACGGAUUUGACGACGAUUUAUCUUUUAUUCGUCGAAAUAAUAUAUUAUUUUAUCGGUCAGAGGGCGAUCGAGACCCGGGCGAAUUUAGAAAUGUGCUGUCAUCUCUGUUUCCCGUCGCAGUCCGCCUCCGAGUCGUGAUUUAUUCAAAUAAAACAUGCCUUUCGUCAGGUUCACCUCUGUUAAAAUGAAAACAAGCUUCUACUGGUUUUAUUUCAUAAAGUUGGGGACUCAGAUCAGACAAUCGUAGAGCCGAGAUAGCCGGGCCGGUGUGUGAUAUGGUGUUUGCAGUUUUGCAAGAUGUCACAGAACACUAAGCGUGCAGAUUCACAGACGGACCACGGCGACAACGCAAAGCGAGCCAAGACGGACCACCGCGGUCGUGACCCGCCUCAAAGGAACAACAGGCUGUGCAACGUCCUCAAAACGGAGAUACAGAACGAGAUAGACAUCAGGAAUCUCGACUUGGAACGCAUCGAAGACAGGAUCUUCGAAACUAGAAAAGCCAUAGAGAAAAUCAGACAGGCUGUUGUCACAGAAUUUUACAGCCAGUCGUAUAAGGGUGUUUUGCAGCCUCCUCCGCACCCUGCGGUGAAGGACACUUUUCGAGGAAAGCACCUUCCGAUUAAGACGGAGAUUCCCAGUGACGAUGAUAAUCCUCUAGAAGUGGCCACUGAGAACACAAAUGAGCUAGUGACAAAGAAAGAGGCAGAUGAUGACUCGGCCACUACAAACCAGAAGCAGCCGAGAUACAUCCCACCGAAUUAUGAAGAAAAAGACAUUAUCCAGUUGUUUGAACCGAGAGGAAAUGAAAGGAAGGAAAAAUACAGACUACUUAUUGGCAACAUUUCAAAAUGGAUUCUCGAUCAAGAAGACUCUGAAAUAACACACAAAUGGACAGUGUACAUGAAAUGCAAAAAAGAAAAUGGAGACAAUGUCGAGAUCGGAAGCGUUUUUUCCAGUGUAGUGUUCUUCUUGCAUCCGAGUUACAAACCUAAUGAUGUCAUCAGAAUAGACAACCCACCUUUCAAACUGACCAGAAGAGGCUGGGGAGAAUUCCCGUUGAGGGUUCGACUUUAUUUUGCAAAUGAGUUGGACAAAUCGUUGGACGUUGUUCAUCACAUCAAGCUGGAUAGGUCUCAUAGUGGAUUAGAUACCUUUGGUGGCGAGACAAUUGUUGAUACUUGGGUACAUACAAAAACUGAUCUUUCGACUAAAAGCACAAAUUCCCCUUUGAAAGAUGUGAACAGUCCUAUAACUCCAAGUGUCAGCGCACUUCCUUUUACGAAUGACAUUUCAACAGAUAUUCUUUCUGAAAUUUUCGGAGGGCCCGAGGAAGUUCCGAAGAACUCAUUUAUAGACGACAUCGAUAUUAAGACUGAGUGUGACGACGUUCCAAUUGAAGACAUCGAUAUAAAACCGCUUAGCCCAUAUCCUGAUAUGAUUGCCACGGAAGAGAUCAAAACUGAACAAUUUCCAGAAAUCGUACAUGAACCACCUUGGACAUGCAUAGAAACUUCUGAAAACGGCGUACAUCAGAAUGGGGAAGUGGCUACUGUAAACGAAAAUCAGUCAGAACCUUCUAAAAAAGAAUUGCUGCCCGAGGUGGUUGAUUUUCCAGAAGAUUUCAAUCAGGCAAUAUCACAAGAAGUCAUCAUAGAAUCAGAAGAUGUUCCCUAUUCAGACAAUUUCACCCAGAAGGUCAUAGAAUCAGACACUAAAAUCAAAGAAGAAAUUAUUUAUAGCGAACCAGGUGAAGUUGUAGAAGAAAUCAUAUACGAUGAUGAAAUUUUAGAUAUAAAAGAGGAAACAAUUGAUGAAAACAACUGUGAUAAUAGUGUAAAUAGUACUGUCUCUCCUGUAAAACUGGUAGAAACAAAUGUUGAAAAAAAACUAUCUACUGUAUCAUCAAACUGUUUCAAACCGAUAAAAAUUAGUUUAGUGAAGCCUCAACAAUUUGUAGAGAACUGGUCAAAAGUUCAGUUAAACCCAUCAAGUCCAAAGGUUAGCACUAGUUCUCCGAUAAAGAUCAUCAGUCCGAACUAUACCGCCAAACCUAACUGCAAAACUCUAAAAAUAAUACCAAAUCUGAAGAGGAGUCCGAUUAAAAUAAUUCGACCUAAUUCAAGCACGAGCUCUUCAGACAAGGAAGGCAUAAAACAACAAGUGUUGUUUUUUGAUUCGACCUCUUCUAAAUCGGGCAAUGGCGCCCCUUUAUUCAAAUUCAUCCUAGACCCGGAGACCGUGUUAAAACUACCCAAGGGCAACGGAUUAAAAAGCUCGGCAAAUCCUAAAUCCAAUGUUCACCAAACAGCAAACAUUAAUCAGGCCAAUAAAAAAGCAGCAAAGGUGCACCAGUCAAAGCCAAUCCUUGUAACAACAAAUACUUUAGGCGAAAAGCAAACACUAGUUGUCCAGCGGAAAGUAUUACCAGGAGUGAGCCUUCUUAAAAAAGUUGAGAAAACACAAAAUAGUCCUGUUUUAGACGACAAAACUAACUGCAGUGAUGUGCCACCACAAUUGUCUGAAAAUAUAGAAUUUUCCAUUAAUUGGCUGGUAAAGAAAUACCCAUUGUUCGAUGCGAGAGCGGCCAAAGAGGGUUUUAGGACUGUCCAUCCUUAUUGCGCUCCAAGCAGAGCAGCUUUCUUGAGUUGGCCUUUAGGGAAACAGCGUGCAGCAGAAUGGAUGAGAGCGAAAAUCAUUUCUAGAUUGCUCAAAAAGGCUUGUCCAAGUUGUCAGCCUUGGUCGACAGUCCAGGUCUUGGACUGGUGCAGAUUGAUGGGAUUCACCCCAAAGGAUGUGAGUUCUGCAGAUGAGACUACGGCUGUUCAAGAGCCAAUAAGUUUGAAUUUUUCGCCUCCUCCAAUCUUGAAAGGGAAGACUGACAUAUCUACAUUCGACAAAUGUGAAAAUAUCGACAUAAUUAAUGAUAAUCCUAUCUCAAGAGAACAUACCAAAAAUUUGUCUGAUAAUGAAAAUAUAAUUCACCUGCCACUUGACAAUAAUUUGAAAGGCCUCGGAGAAUUUAUCGCAGGCUCUUGCACGCACUAUGUCUCGAAGAGUGUUUCAAAAGAGGAGUUGAUAACGGAAGGCGUCGCUUAUCCAGCAGCACUUGCUGUCCUAGUGUCAGCUUUCAAUUCCAUCGCUGAGGAUCUGAUCAGGAGAUCAUAUGCUGCUGGCAUGAUAAGACACAACAACGAAGCCCCUAAAGAAAUAAUAGAAAAUGAUGUUAAAAAUGCACUAUUCAGUAGAAAAGAGUUUGACCUAUUUACGAAUGAAGGACUUGGAAAAGAAGAAGACGAAAAUUAAUUUAUGUCUUUAUUGAAAACAAAACAUUUUCCUGAUUUAACAAACAAAUAAAACAUUCAAUCCCAGCUAAAAACUAAACUCAUUAACAACAUGCAAGUGAUGUAAAUGAACAGAAAAACAAAUGCUGCAGAUAUGUAAUGCAUUUAAUUUAGCUAGGAUCAGGAAAGUGUUUUUCACAUUCACCAGCCUAAAGGAAUUUUAUGCUUCAUGACUUCUUUUUGCAGCCACUUGAUCAAAGGGUCGAAAUAGUCAAGAAGAGGUGCAGCUGAGUAGGUCUUGAACUUUCCUUUAGAAAAAUCCUCGAAUGUUACGUCCCAGGGUUGUUUUGAUCCUUGUCCCAUUAAUUUCCUGUAAAAAAAGAACUUAUUUGGAAGUUUAUCUUGACUGAAUAUGUAAAAUUUUGUAGAGUUUUUGCAUGUUUAUAUUGUACAGUUUUUUCAUUUAUAGAAUUUUUCUUUAUUAUUUGCGUUCAACAUAUAACUUUUCAGGCUGUUGACAAGUUGCUGAAACUUAUAUUUAGGUUUUUUUUUAAAACUUUAAUUAUAGAUGUAAGUAUAAUUAUUUUUGCUCACAUAUCGUACCUGCAAAGUGUAUUAUAAAGUUGAAUCUUACCGCUUAUUGGUAAAUUUUUUUGUUGAAUAAUUUAAUAUUUUUGUACAAUAAUAUUUUCAAACUUUCACAGGAAAGAGAAUUGACGUUUGUGUUUAAACUGUAAAAAAAAUGUGCAUACAAUGUAA
This is a messenger RNA of Cimex lectularius (bed bug), 4125 nucleotides long. It is a transcript of the gene D12, whose product is annotated as YEATS domain-containing protein 2. Gene Ontology annotation, biological process: regulation of transcription by RNA polymerase II; chromatin remodeling. Lineage: Eukaryota; Metazoa; Arthropoda; Insecta; Hemiptera; Cimicidae. The record is from RefSeq and is a predicted model, not a curated record. Gene Ontology annotation, cellular component: NuA4 histone acetyltransferase complex. The transcript has 10 exons. Gene Ontology annotation, molecular function: histone binding. Bases 380 to 3388 code for a protein of 1002 amino acids.